UUGCAGGGUUGUUCCCAAUUCACCGUAGCAACAUUACCAAAAGCCAGAAAACUAAGCCAGAGGUUGACAUUUGUGAGAGUAUGUACAACGCGAGUCACCACAGCUACCACCUCGUCCAGGCAAUGCGGUUUGCGGUGGAGGAAAUCAGUAACUCUAGUAGCCUCUUGCCCAAUGUCACACUGGGGUAUGAGAUCUACGACACCUGCUGUCUGUCGGCCACCAUCUACGCCACGCUGAGCCUCCUGUCCCAGGGUGGAGAUGGCUGUUGCAGUAAUCGCUACCUGACGGUGGCUGCCAACUACACCUUCUAUGUGCCCAAGGCCGUGGCUGCAAUUGGACCAGACACCAGUGAGAACGCUAUCAUGACAGCCAGUCUGCUGGGCAUCUUCCGUAUGCCACAGGUCAGCUACGAAGCCUCCAGUCCGACACUUAGCAAUAAGCAUAUCUUCCCCUCCUUCCUGCGCACCAUCCCCAGUGACUGCCUGCAGGUGGACGCCAUGGUACGCUUGCUGGAGACUUUCAAGUGGAUCUGGGUGGCCGUGGUGGGCAGUGACAAUGACUACGGACGCCAGGGCCUGCAGAUGCUGCAUGAAGCUGCCACCAGGAGAGAGAUCUGCUUUGCCUACCAGGGAAUCAUUCCUACCAACAAGAAUGUUGGCAGCACCGAGCUGGCAAAAACUGUGCUGGACGUGGUUGACUCUACUGCCAAAGUGGUUAUCGUCUUCGCCAACAAACGCAAUGCUCUCCCUUUCUUCCAGGAGGUUGUUCGACAGAACGUGACUGGGAAGGUGUGGCUAGGCACUGAGGAUUGGUCGCUGGCCACAGAAAUCUGGCAGAUCCACGGCAUUCGUGGCAUCGGCACAGUCAUCGGGAUAGCAAUCAAGCAGACACACCUCUUGGGAAUGAAGGAGUUUGAAGCAGCUUUUGCAGGGUCAGAGAAAGCAGGUGCCCACCUGGAGCACCGGGACGGCUCCACCUCCUGCCUGGAUUGCAGGCAGCCGUGCAGCCAGCUACGUUCCGGGUUCCGCAGGCCGCUUGACAGGCAGGAGCCGUCACCAUACGACACACAGGGCGCUUUCAGUGUGUACUCGGCUGUGUAUAGUGUGGCGCACAGCCUGCAUCACCUGCUGGGCUGCCAGACUGGUGUGUGCCACAAGGGCACCGUCUACCCGUGGCAGCUCCUGAAGGAAGUGAAAAGAGUGAACUUCAGCCUGAAGCACAGCCAGGUCUAUUUUGACACCAACGGGGACCCCUUGGCAGGCUACAACCUGGUCCUGUGGAAGUGGGCAGGGGAGGACUGGGACUACACAGUCGUUGGCUCCUUCGACCGGAAUCCAGACUGCCUGAGCAUCAGUGAGGACAAGCUCUUGUGGCACACAGAGGCUAACCAGGUCCCUGUCUCCGUGUGUUCCAAGGAAUGCGAAGUGGGGGAGCAAAAGGUGCAGCAGGGGAUGCAUCGGUGCUGUUUCCACUGCGUGGGCUGUUCUCCAGGAACCUUCUUGAACAAAAGUGAUGUGUAUACCUGCCAGAAGUGCCGGGCAGACCAGUGGGCUCCAGCCAGAAGCGAGACCUGCUUUGACCGCACAACUGUGUUCCUGCCUUGGAACGACUACAUCUCUUUGGCCCUGCUGGUGGCCACCACCCUGUUGCUGUUGCUGGUGGCUGGGACCGCGGCCGUCUUUGUGAGGAGCCUUCACACACCUGUCGUGAGGUCGGCCGGGGGUUGGAUGUGCUUCACCAUGCUGGGCUCUCUGGCCUGUGCCAGCUCCAGCCUCUAUUUCUUCUUCGGGGUCCCGGGCAGGCUCUCUUGCCUGGUGAGAUUGCCGGUGUACACUGUUAGCUUCUGCGUCUGCCUCUCCUGCAUGGCCGCCCGCUCCACCCAGAUCGUCAUUAUCUUCAAGAUGGCCUCCAGGUCUCCAGGCCUAUACGAGGCCUGGCGGAGGUAUCACGGGCCCGGCCUGCUCAUUGGAGCCAUCGCAGGGCUGCUAAGCACGUUGGUCCUCAUCUCCGUGAGCACUAGCCCGCCGGUCCCCCACAAGAACUACAAUGCCUUUGAAAGCCUGAUUGUCCUGGAGUGCAGUCAGGGCAACACCGUUUUCUGGAUGAUCUACAACGGCCUGUUGGGCAUCGCUUGCUUUACCAUCAGCUAUAUGGGGAAAGACCUGCCCAACAGCUACAACGAGGCCAAGUGCAUCACCUUCAGCCUCCUCAUCUAUUUUGCCUCCUUCACCGUGUACUCAACCACCCUUGGCCUCUACAGAGGCAAGUACCUCACAGCGGUUCACAUCACCACCCUCCUCUCUACCCUCUUUGGGAUCUUCGGAAGCUACUUCGCCCCGAAGGCCUACAUCGUCGUCUUCCGACCUGAGCUGAAUACCAACCAACACUUCCAGCUGUCUAUCCAGAGUUAUACUAAGAAGAUAAAUGCGGCAGACUGAGCGGGGGGGGGGGACGGCUGACACCAGGAAAGGCCAAUAUGGGAGAGAAGAGGCAGGCGAAUCUGUCAAUUCUGGUGUCUCUCAGUUUCUUCUUUUGCAUGCAGAUUUACCUAAUGUACACUUUUUUAUUGCAAAGCAAUUUCCCUAAUACUAUGCAUGUUGUAUGCUGUUUUCAC
This is a messenger RNA of Rhineura floridana, 2614 nucleotides long. It is a transcript of the gene TAS1R1, whose product is annotated as taste 1 receptor member 1. Gene Ontology annotation, biological process: sensory perception of umami taste; G protein-coupled receptor signaling pathway. The record is from RefSeq and is a predicted model, not a curated record. The coding region runs from base 81 to 2438 and encodes 785 amino acids. The transcript is spliced from 6 exons. Gene Ontology annotation, molecular function: G protein-coupled receptor activity. Gene Ontology annotation, cellular component: membrane. NCBI's taxonomy places the organism in Eukaryota, Metazoa, Chordata, Lepidosauria, Squamata, Rhineuridae.